Exophiala xenobiotica is the source of this 2371-nucleotide messenger RNA. RefSeq lists its product as uncharacterized. The record is from RefSeq and is a predicted model, not a curated record. The transcript has a single exon. Gene Ontology annotation, cellular component: plasma membrane. Bases 354 to 2219 code for a protein of 621 amino acids. Lineage: Eukaryota; Fungi; Ascomycota; Eurotiomycetes; Chaetothyriales; Herpotrichiellaceae. Gene Ontology annotation, biological process: water transport; glycerol transmembrane transport. Gene Ontology annotation, molecular function: water channel activity; glycerol channel activity.
CAAUUCCAUCCAUCAAUUCCCAUCUCUUUGAGGAAACAGCGCACGCAGCCUCGUCAUUUUGCCAUCUUCCCAUCCUUCCAUCCUUCCAUCCUUCCAUCCUUCUGUUUCGUCGCAUGGAAGUCGCUGAGGAUCAUGCAUGCUGAUCACGAAGAUCCUUCACUUUUUCCCCAGAAACAUCCUGGCCAUAUUUUAUGCCAUGGGAUUUGAGAUCCGUGAGUCUCUCAUUGUGACUUGAUCCCAUCGCUCAUUUUUCCUGCUUCCAUCUUUCAUCUUGUUGUUUCUGGGUCUAUCCGUCAACAGUACCGUUAAGCUUCUUAUCUGUCUUUCUUUCACCUCGACCGAGAUACAUCGUCAUGUCUCAAGAUGGUUCUUUCACCCUGUCCAGCCAACCUUCGCGCGACCGUGAACUAGGACAACAGCCCACAGUCACCACAACGCAGAGUGCCCCGUACUCUCUUGCUGGCCCUCGAGUAAGGACACGACCUGAGAGAACUCAAACUGGGAAUCAGGAAGCAACCAGCUUUGUCAGUCGAGAAUAUCUCGAACAUGAUCCACGUCAUGCAGAACCUACAAACCAGCCGAUCUGGGGCCUUGCAGCUCCUUUGCCCAGAGUCAAGCGCUCUGGCAUGGAGCGGAGGCAAUCACGCACAGCUCGUCGCGGUCAACAAUCGCCUCAAAGAACUGAAAGUCUUCGACGACCUCCGACGCAGGAAUCCACCCAACCAUCCGCUCCUGUUGGUAGAGCCGCGGCACCUCAAGUAGAAGUCACACCCGAGCGCCAUGAAGGAGAGACUCAACAAGACGCUACCCGUCGGGAGGGCGAACCUCAAGGGCUUCCCGAGAGGCAGGACCUUCUACGACGUGCAACGACUGCACCCGGCUCCACGUAUCAGUCAGAAGGCUACCCAACCGUGCGACCGGAAGACGCUAUCGAUGGCAAACCGAGUCGGCAAGAGCAGGAAUUGGCCAGAGAGCACAUCAGUGCGCAGGAUCAAGCAACUUCCCUAACCAGUCCGUCAUCACAAGGUCGACUAAGCGCCGCUGGUGGCCCCAGUCUUCAGCGGCUUCAUUCAGGCUCUACAACUCCAGAUGUUGCUGAUCAACGACCUCAGGAUCUGGUCGCUGGACCAAACAUGUCAUGGGCCAGUGAAUCCGAGGUCGAAGCUGCACGAAGGCGUCUCCAAGGCUUGGCGGACACCGCAGCAGACGAGCCCGCGCUGAGCCAGCAUCCGCCGAAUAUUGACUGGGAAGAAUACCAUGAAGCUGAAAAGCCCGAUCUACCUUCCCAGGAAGAGCAACCGAGAGAGCCCGAGACCUUCAACAAAUGGGGCAGAUUUCGCAACAAUUUUCGGCAGCCAUUUGCCGAGUUUCUCGGAACGUUAGCCUUCAUGAUUAUAGGUCUUUGUGGCAGUGUUGUCCGCACGACGGCCACAAAUGACUACGGGAACCUUCUCACGGCCUACCUGGUAUGGGGUUUGGCGGUUAUGAUAGGCAUCUAUAUUGCUGGCGGUGUUUCUGGUGGUCAUCUCAACCCUUCCGUUUCUAUCAUGCUCUCGGUGUUUCGAGGAUUUCCCUGGUCACUCUGUUGGCAGUAUAUCGUUGCACAGAUGCUAGGAGCAAUUGUAGCAUCUGCAAUCGUGUACGGGCUUUACAAAGACGCCAUCAUGGACUACGCAGCUUCCGACGUAGCCCGUGUGGGACCGGCUUUCUGGACGACCCCUCGGGACGGUUUGAGCGCUACUGCCGCCUUCUUCACCGAAUUCACGGCCACCGCUAUUGCCUCGGGUUCCAUCCUCGCUCUCGGAGACGAUCGCAACUCGCCACCAGGUGCCGGUAUGCAUGCGUUCAUUAUUGGUCUACUCGUGUCCGCACUCUGUAUGGCAUUUUCCUACAACACCGGCACAGCUCUAAACCCUGCUCGGGACUUUGGUCCCCGGCUCAUAACAUGGGCCGCAGGUUUUGGUAGCGAGGUAUUCACGCUCCAUAGUUGGUGGUGGAUCUGGGGACCCUGGGGGGGAACCAUUUCCGGUGCUCUUGUUGGGGCUUGCUUCUACGACGGUCUGAUAUUUCUGGGUGGAGAAAGUCCAAUCAAUUAUCCAUUUGAGCAGGGUCUCACUGGUAGGAUCAAAGAGUGGAAGGAAAGGAGAAAUGUAUCGAAGAUGGGGAGGGGAAAGGAUGCGCAGGACGACAUCAGGAGGAAGGUUGAGAACUUUGCAUGAAUUGACCAUCUUGCGCACCCCUUGCAUCCUAUUCAUGCAUGAUUGGCACAUGAUGGCACUGAUUGCUUUUGUUUGUAUCAGCAUAUAGUUGAUUGGCCGCGCAAUGUGCAAGCAGCGACUUAUUUGUCGCAGAUGUUGUCCAUUCAAUCGAC